Messenger RNA from Eublepharis macularius, 9965 nucleotides. RefSeq names its product SET domain containing 1B, histone lysine methyltransferase (gene SETD1B). Gene Ontology annotation, cellular component: Set1C/COMPASS complex. The transcript is spliced from 18 exons. The coding region runs from base 149 to 6130 and encodes 1993 amino acids. NCBI's taxonomy places the organism in Eukaryota, Metazoa, Chordata, Lepidosauria, Squamata, Eublepharidae. The record is from RefSeq and is a predicted model, not a curated record. Gene Ontology annotation, molecular function: RNA binding; protein binding; histone H3K4 methyltransferase activity.
GCAAGCAGAAAGCACACACACAAUAUGUGUUGGCUCGCAAAAAAAAAAAGGGAGGCAGGAGGCUUUCAAAACCAAUGUAAUGUAACCAGCCAAAUGUGAAAAGGCGCUCGCCAUUCGCGGCAAGGAGACGAUCGGCCACCGAAUAACAAUGUCUUUCAAAGAGAUCAAGGCAGGAGAAAAAGCGAAGCACACAGAAGACCAUGGCAAAAAACAGAGUUCAAGUUGGAUCAACGGAAUGGAAAGCAGCUCCCAAGCUAGCACCUCUGCCGAGAGAAAAAAUCACCAUUGCAAAAGUUACAAGUUGAUUAUUGACCCAGCUUUGAAAAAAGGACAGCACAAACUCUAUCGUUACGAUGGGCAACAUUUUAGCAUUCCUAACCCUGGUCUUGCCCCAGUGGAUUGUGUCAGAGAUCCCAGGAUAGGACGAAUAUGGACCAAAACCAAAGAGCUGGAGCUUUCUGUCCCUAAAUUUAAGAUUGAUGAAUUUUAUGUGGGGCCAGUGCCUCCCAAGCAAGUUACAUUUGCCAAGUUGAAUGACAAUAUCCGUGAAAACUUCCUAAUGGACAUGUGCAAAAAAUACGGUGAAGUGGAAGAAGUGGAGAUCCUCUACAACCCUAAGAACAAGAAGCACCUUGGAAUUGCCAAAGUGAUCUUUGCCACAGUCAAAGGAGCCCGAGAAGCAGUACAGCACCUGCACAACACCUCUGUCAUGGGCAACAUCAUCCACGUGGAGCUGGAUACGAAAGGUGAAAAACGUAUGCAUUUCUAUGAGCUUCUUGUAAAUGGACUCUACACUCCUCAGACUCUUCCUGUAGAGAAUGAGCCGGAUGCAUCACCCACAGUGAAUGAAUCUCUGCAGUUGGCUGAUACUCUGAAACGCCUAAAAGACAGUAGCCUUUCUUCUGUGGGAUCAUCGGCUACCCCAAACAGUAGCACCCCAUUUUCCCAGGAUACAGCUUUUUCCAGUUGUCGGCAAGACACCCCAAACUCUUACAGCCAAUUUACCCCACAGUCCCAGGGAACCCCUCUCACCCCGCGCAUGGGCACUCCAUUUUCCCAAGACUCGGCAUAUUCUAGUCGCCAGACAACACCAGCUUACCAUUUCAGACAGGACUCUGGGUAUAAGCCCAGGAGACACGAGACAAAAUUUACAGAUGCUUACAACAGACGUCCAGGUCACCACUAUGUCCAUAAUUCCGCAGGUGCUUUCCGAGGGUCGGAGCAUCAAUUUAAUGCAUUCAAAUCCCAUCAGCAAGAGACUGUGCAAUAUUCCCACACUCCUCCUCUGAGUCACUCGGGGUCUUCAACUUACAAAUCAGCCUUUUCCCCAUACCAAGCACCAGCUACGUAUCCCCAACCUGAAGAACCUCCCCUCCCCCAAACGUCCAGAGAAGUCGAGUACCAGCGACCUCCAUUGCCUCCAACAGAAAUGCCUGUUGAAAGCAGCACUGCUACCACUGCUGAUUUUGUUCCUUUGAAGGAAAAACCUGAGGAGCCGCCACCCCUCCCAGAAUCAAACAGUCUUAAUGAACUGGCUGUGGUACCCUUCUCACAGACUCCAGAAAGGAGUGAGACCCCAGGUACCCCAACUAUGGAAUCUGAAGUUCAACAUAACAGUUUAGACUCAAGGAUUGAGAUGCUCUUGAAAGAGCAGAGAACAAAGCUAUAUUUUCUCAAUGAGCAUGACUCGGACAAUGAGAUUCGAAUGGAAGGAAGCCCAAUCUCCUCUUCUUCCUCCCAGCUUUCCCCAAUCCCAACAUUUGGUUCCAGCUCUCAGCCCAGUCACAGAGCACAAACCCCAUCCUCACGUCCUUCCAGCAUUGGCUUGGAAGAUAUUAGCCCCACACCAUUACCAGAUUCUGAUGAGGAUGAUGAACCAGUUCUUGGAACGGCUUCUCUUUGUCCAAAUUCAAGAGGAACAUUGGAUGCCCCUCCUGUUGACCAGCUGUGUAGGACAUCUAAAACCGAGUCCGCAGAGACUAAAGAAAUGCUGCCUGGUAACCAGAGUCCGGUGUCAGAAAAAAUGGAAGAGUGUCAUCAGUCUUCAGGGGAAGACAUGGAAAUCUCGGAUGAUGAAAUGACCCCAUCUCCCAUCACAAGCACAGAAUGUGCCAAAAACAUUGUGGUGAAUACCUCAGUCAGCAACUCUGCUGUGAUGGCUCCUUCUAUCCCCAUGCCUCCACCUGGGUAUCCUCCCCUGCCUCCACCACCUCCACACCAGCCAGGCUUUCCGAUGCCCCCUCCUCUCCCCCCUCCGCCACCUCCACCAACUCACACAACAGUCACUGUCCCGCCUCCACCCCUUCCUGCCCCUCCUGGGGUCCCACCACCUCAUAUCUUGCCUCCACUCCCUCCGUUCCAUCCUGCAAUGUUCCCCGUCAUGCAAAUGGAUAUGAUCAGCGUCUUGAGCAACCAAUGGGGCGGCAUGUCGAUGUCUUUUCAAAUGCAAACCCAGAUGUUGAGCCGCAUGAUGCAAGGGCAUAACACAUAUCAGUACCACCCUUUCAUGGGAAACCGGAUGCAGUUUGUGAACCUUCCUCCCUACCGACACUUCUCCAUGGGAGCAGCUAUUGGCCGUGGGCAGCCCUGGCCACCUUUGCCCAAGUUUGACCCUUCUGUUCCCCCUCCGGGUUAUGAACCCAAGAAGGAAGAUCCGCACAAGGCCACUGUGGAUGGUGUCCUCUUAGUGAUUGUGAAGGAACUAAAAGCAAUAAUGAAAAGGGAUUUGAACCGGAAGAUGGUGGAGGUGGUGGCCUUCAGGGCAUUCGAUGAUUGGUGGGAUAAGAAGGAACGUCUAGCAAAGGCCUCCCUUACUCCAGUAAAAUCUGGAGAGAAUAAAGAUGAAGAAAAGCCGAAACCAAAAGACCGUAUCACAUCUUGUCUCCUGGAGAACUGGAAUAAAGGAGAGGGUCUGGGCUAUGAAGGGAUUGGCCUGGGCAUUGGGUUACGAGGGGCCAUCCGGUUACCAUCUUUCAAGGUAAAGAGAAAGGAGCCACCUGAAGCUGCCUCAGCUGGAGACCAAAAAAGAAUCCGCCCCUCCACUUCAGUAGAUGACGAAGAUGAAGAAUCUGAACGAGAUCGAGAUCUGCCUGAUGUAACCUCUGACCUCUCCAAGAAGGAUGCUGAUGGCGUUGGCCUUAGAAGGAGACCUGCACGGCCACUAGAACUAGACAGUGAAGGAGAAGAGGAGGAUUCAGGCAAAGAGGAGGAAGAAGAAUCCUCUUCGGAAAAGGAGGCUGAGCAGGAGGAAGGGAAAGGAGUGAUGAAAUCAGUGUCAGACAAGGCAGAGGAGGAGGAAGAUGCCAAUGAAGAGGAAGAGGAGGAAGAUGAUGAUGAUGCUGAGGCAGAAACAAGUGAAAAAGAAGAGGAGCAGGAUUCUGAAGAAGAAGACAUUGGAAGCCCUGCCUCCUCCAGGGCAGAAGUUGAGUCAUCUGAUGAAAGUGAUGAAUCCUCAGAAUUUGGGACGAGUUCCGAUUCUGACGAAGAUGAAGAGGAGGAGGAGGAGGAGGAGGAAGAGGAGGAAGAUGAUGAAGGGGUGUCUAUGGAACAAGGAAGAGAAGCUGUACCCACGGAAAUAACGGUAGAGUCUCUCUCACAAGAGCCUGAGGAUGAUGAUGAGAAGGAGACCAUCCUGGAAUUGUUUCCAGUAGAAGAUGUGGACAUGCAGGGGGCUCCUCUAGCACAGGUGGAACCUUCUGUGCUGGAAGGAGAGGAGCCAAAGGAAGAAGCCCAACAAGUGGAAGAGGAAAAUCGUGAGAUGCCUGAGGAAUCCCUUGCUGCAGAAGUGCUGAUGGUGAUGGAGAGAACCCAAGAGGAGAAGCUACAACAAUCUCCCUCAUGUAUGCCAGUGGAGGAGUCUGAACCAGAUACUGAGCUGGAACAUGAGGUGCUAGAUAGUCCAAAGCCAGAAUCUCAAGAGGAAGAAAACUUCCGUCCACCAACGCCAGUGGGACUGUUCGGAGAUGUCAUGUCCAGCAAAAACUCGUUUUUUACCAAGUCCGAUGAUAGUAGUUCAGAAGCCCAAGCAAAAAGCAAAGUGGAGGAAGAGGAGCAACUCCCUCGAACUCCUGGACGGGAUGUCCUGGCCCAUAUGGAGUCUUCUGUGCUUUCUAUUCACACGUUGCCAUCCUGUCCGCUUCCCCUCCCAUCAGUUGUGUCCAUGAAAGAGGAAUCUUUGCUCCUUCCAGAGAAGUUCCCUGAGCAAUUAACUGUGCCCAAACCAUCAGUAGAGGAAGAGCUCCCACGGACUCCUGGGCGGGACAUUUUAGCCAAGUGCUCCCACAGUCUCUCCAAGUCUCAGAGCACAGACACUGUCCCAGCCACACCCGGCAGUGAGGCUCCUCUCACAGGAAGCAGCUUGACUUUAAGUUCCCCUCAAGUCCCAGGAAGCCCAUUUUCUUACCCAUCCCAGUCCCCUGGGAUCACCAGUGGCAUACCUCGGACCCCAGGGAGGGAUUUCACAUUCACACCUACUUUCCCAGAGCCUGGUGCUACCCUCCCUUGUCUUUUGUCUGUCAAGAAACUCUCUGAGGAUGAACCUGAUGAGAAAAUCUUUAAAGAACCUCUUGGUGCUUCCUUGUUGGUCGGCAUGAACAGCGUUCCCUCCCCUAUUCCCUUUGCCAGCCCUCCUGUCCCAGCUUUCCACACACACAUUGACUUGUCUCCCAACAAGCAAUUACCUCUUGCUGUUCGGCCUUGCUUAUUCAUGGAGUCAAAGAUGUCUUUAGACGAGUGCAGCACAGAUGCAAGAGCUCUUUUGCCCUACCAAGAAGUACCGGCUACAUCUCCACCUCUCCCUCCACCACUUCCCCCUUCAUCCAUCGUGCCCAUCAGAAGGAAACCAGGUCGGCCCAAAAGAUCGUCGCCUCUGGGCCCUAUGUUGGAUGCCUAUUCCAGCAAACCCGUAGAGCCGACUCUUCUUCCAGUUCCAGUUGCCUUGACUGAAAGCGCUGUGAGCAAAGAGUUAUUAAGUAGCCACCCAGAUGCUUUCUAUUCUCUAAAAGACCCAGAGGCCGUUACCCUGGAUUUCAGGAAUGAUGGCUUCCACGACAAGGUAGCACCAGACGUUCUAGCUGAGAAGCUUCCCUUUAAGGAACUGGAGAACCAGUGGAACGAGGACUUCAAAGAAGAAGAAGCGCACCUGAAAUCCAAAAGGCAGUGGAGGCGCCAGAAAAAGAGGCCAGAAGACGUCCCGACGGUUCCUUCUCCUGAAUAUUCCCCGCAUCUAUAUCAGUUUAGGCCCCGCUCUGAGUUUGAGGAGAUGACUAUUUUGUAUGACAUUUGGAAUGGGGGUAUAGAUGAGGAGGAUAUCCAUUUCCUGUGUGUGACAUACGAUCACUUGUUGCAGCAAGACAACGGGAUGGACUGGCUCAACGACACCCUUUGGGUGUACCAUCCUGCAACCAGCUUUUUGACCCCAAAGAAGAAGAAACGGGAUGAUGGGAUGCGAGAACAUGUGACUGGCUGUGCUCGAAGCGAAGGCUAUUAUAAAAUCGACAAGAAGGACAAGCUGAAAUACCUCAACAAUAGCCGUGCAUUUGCCGAGGAACCUCCAACUGACACACAGGGAAUGAGCAUUCCUGCCCAGCCACAUGCUUCCACCCGGGCUGGCUCGGAGAGGAGGUCAGAGCAACGCCGGCUUCUGUCGUCCUUCACCGGAAGUUGCGAUAGUGAUUUGCUAAAAUUUAAUCAACUGAAGUUCCGGAAGAAAAAGCUAAAAUUCUGUAAGAGCCACAUUCAUGACUGGGGACUGUUUGCAAUGGAGCCCAUCGCUGCUGACGAAAUGGUGAUUGAGUACGUGGGCCAGAACAUCCGGCAGGUAAUUGCUGACAUGCGAGAGAAACGCUAUGAGGAUGAAGGCAUUGGGAGUAGUUAUAUGUUCCGAGUUGACCAUGAUACUAUUAUAGAUGCAACCAAGUGUGGAAACUUUGCCAGGUUUAUUAAUCACAGUUGCAAUCCAAACUGUUAUGCUAAAGUCAUCACAGUGGAGUCUCAAAAGAAGAUUGUCAUCUACUCGAAGCAGUACAUCAACGUGAACGAGGAAAUUACCUAUGACUACAAAUUCCCCAUCGAGGAUGUCAAAAUCCCUUGUCUUUGUGGCUCAGAGAACUGCAGAGGGACCCUAAAUUAAACCCUAGGUUUCUUGCCACACAUUGUUUGUGUCUGAACUGUGGUAACCAAGGGUGAUUGCACUUUUGCCAAAAAAGGAGGAAGAAGACAAAGGAAAAAGAGAGAGAAGAAAGCCCAUUCGGCAGUCCUGUGGCAGCAGGAGAAGUGCAGACAACAGACACGCACACUUGGACUCUUCAACUUGCUGGUGCUUUUCAUCUUGAGCUCUGACCCCUCUCCUUCCUCUCCUUCUCCAGCGACGAAAAGUCAGCGGCACCAGAAAUCAAAACACUACCCCUCCCCCACCCGCCUGCUCGGUCCAGAAUGGUGUCGCUCUCAUGAGUAGAGUCAGGUACCUUUUUUUAUUAGAAACGUUCCUCUUUCUGUACAAUGCUGCUAACCUUUUUCUCAUACGUUUUGUUUAUUGGGUGGGGAGGAGAAAAAACAUUUUUUAAAAUGUGAAGCAGAGACUGAAAAAGAGGCCCGUAAGCUCAGUGGAAGUUGGGAUGUUUUUGCACACAAUGCAAGGUGUGAAGGGAGCAUAAGGCUGCAUUUCUGUGCAGGCUGGAGAUUUCGGUUAGGAUUUUUCACGCACAGGGGUCCCCUUUAAAAUGGCCCCAGAUAUGGCAACGUUGAGGUAUUAUUUCCACACUUUUGGUAACUAAUUCAGUCGUGUUCUAUUCAGUUGAAUUUACCGGCCUUCAAAACUGUCUGUACUUAAUUUGACAGAGAGAAAAUAAUGUAAGGAGAGCCCAUCUGGAUGCUCCUGCAUCCUUCUAAGCAAGAUCUGGUGGUCUGGGGCCCAUGUGGUCUUGAUGGCUUUCCUAUCCCACUUCUGUUCUGCUUGCAAGUUCUCCUUGAAGCUACUCAUCAGAUGUGACAGCUUCAUCUGCUACCUGCUGUGCAUGAAGUGUGGUAGACCUCCACACUCUUAAUUCCUGAAGGCCAAGAGGAGCAGGCCUUCUUUAGUCCGUGCAAGCUACCAUCUCUGUUUCUAGCAGGAUUGUUUCCCUUGACCUCGGAUAGUCUGAAUCUUCUGUAAGUAUAGAAGACGAAGGUCAGCUUUUGCUAGGUCUUCAUUGGAUUAAACCAACUUCUUUUUACAAACUCCUUUUCUUGGCAUGCCCAUGGUGUGGCUUUCAAAACUUCCAGUCUUUGAGAAGGCCACAUACAUCUUGCUGAUUUCAGAACCAAUAGCAUUGUCAAGCAGUAACCCUUUUACAUGUUUCUGUCCUCUUCAAUGCCACAGCGUGAUCCAUCAGGAGCUUCUCCUACACAGGUGCCACUGAAAUGAAAUGUGGGUGCUGGUGCAAGAGAAAGUUCCUUUGGGAAAUGUGGUGAUGCUUAUUAGCUGUCACUCUGCUGGUUACUUUUGGUCAGAACUUGCAACAGCUCUUUGGCAUAGCAGUUGUCACAUUCACACGCACACUGUAUCUAGCAUGCACUACACACUCACACAUACUAUAAUUGGGGUAAAAGAGAAUAAGUGCAUAGUUGAAAACUUAUAGAACUUUGAUGAGAGAGAUUCGUGAAAGUUUUUUUUUGUUCACAGAAGAGUGCAUAUUUAAAACAAAAGUUCAUUUGGAGUCCCUCAGACCUGUGUAGGCUUUCCUUUCUUGGAAGGCUCUGGGUUUAAUGGAAAGAACUCGAGUUAAGAUAGUCAGCUAUGCUGACCUAUCCCAGAGAAGGGAGCAUCUUCAUGAAAUGAAGAACAACCUUAUCUAGGUUGCAAUAACUGGCUUCCCUUCAGGCCUCUCACAAGGAACCUUACCCCGUUCCCAAACAGAGUGCCAAAAUCUUUUCAGCCUUAUCCCUAGCCUUAUGCUUCACAGACUGACUUCAGCAUUGUUUCCACUGCUACUACCUUGUACGCAUUCUCUGUGCUUGAAAUCUCCAGCCUGCCUGUGUCCCUUUUGCUUGAUUUCACAUACCGUCUCCCCCCAGCCCUGCUUUCCAGAUUGAGGUGUAUACAUCGUAGGGGUUUGGGAGGGAACCAGCUCCACCUGGUAGAUAUUUAUACUGUCAAAGCAGCUUAUUUCUAUACAUGAAAUACUUUUAAAACUCUGAUGGAAAGUUGUUUCAGUUCUAUCAUUUGUGACCUAUUUUCAGGGAUCAUUUCAAUGCAUUUCUGUAUUAAACUUUUUUUUAAAAAAGAGAAUUACAAUUUGAAGUUGGACACAUCAUCUGUACAUAGGCAACUGUUCAGACUCUUCUCUUCAAACACUGUUUCUUGUAGAAACAUGUUGAUUUUUAUUUUAUUUUGUUUUUGGCUGUUUCCUUUGUACUUCAGAAGCAUGUAAAUAAUUCGUUUAAAGUGACUAUGGUAGUUUGGAGUGCUUUUUAAAAAAAAGUGCCAGCACUGAACAUCACAAAAAGUGGCAGAUGAGGCUGGGAGAAAGCUGGCUGCAUUUACAGCUUGUGUCAAGCUAUGUAUAAUGUAAAUUCUGUACAAAAGAACUUUUUUGUCAAAUGCAUAGAUCAAACUAGAAAGAGUAAGAAUCUGAAGAUUUAAAAAAAAUUGCCAAGUUUGAGGCUUUUUUUAAUUUGCCUUUCUGAUACCUUAAUGUGCAAAUCUAUUUAUUUCAGACAAGAAUGUGUAUAGUCUAUUAAUGACAACCUAAAAUGUAUUUAAGCAGAUCUGCAACUUUUGUUUUUCAAAUUUAAUCUUCUAUUUUAUAACUUUCCUCCUUGAUUACCGACAUAGUAUUUGUAGAAUUGUGGAAGGAUCUGGAGCUCCAAAGUGCUCCAGGGGACAUGCGUAGCUCCACGUGAGCAGAGGCAUUAUCAUCAAAAAGGCAGGCCCUGCUUGUGUGAAGCUCUGUGUGUACGAUGAGAGCACUUGCCUUCACACCAGAGUUGCUUGAUCAAGACAGUUGUUUGGGAGUCGGGGUAGGGAGGAGAACAAAAGAUACUCACAAUUCAGAAGGUUAUUCUUCAAAAGGAAAAUUUGUGGAGGGGAGUCCCCUGGUCCUGAUUAUUCCUGUCUCAUGGAUUCUCUAGAAAGAGUGGUUUUUAAUUCGCAGUGUGAAAUAUAAGGACCUCCUUUAAAAGGAGGAACGAAAAUGGUUUGCAAUAAACAUCUCCUUUUUAUGUUCCUUUGGAAAAAAAAGUUAAAUCUCAACUUUUGAGAUUUAGAAUCUUUUAAAAAUUUUGUUCCCUUUUGUUUUAAACAACUGUAUAAAUUUAAGAUUGUUCUGUGCAUCUAGGCUCUGUCAUCGAUAUGUACCUUGUUUUGAAGAACGUGUUUUUUUUUUUGUGGGUGUGUCAUGCUGUACAUAUUUGUUCAUAUUUUUUUGUGAAUUGAAUACUAUGUACCAUUGUAUUAUAGUAACUUUUAUAAAGCAAACCAUAAAUAUACUGACUUUUCUUACAGAAAACCUGUGCUUUUGGUUCGUUUCUCAUUAACAAUAAUUAGUUUCUCAUGAAUAAUAAAACUUCUGUUGGAGAUGUACAAGGGAUACUAUUUUAAAUCAUUAUCAAGGAUGAAAUAUCUGAGUACGUGUUAAGAAGAAAGAUGCCUAUGGGGCAAACGUGUUGUAGUGGUUUGAUUGGACGACUGGGAUCUGGGAGGGACAAUCUGCCAUGGAAGCUCGUUGGGGGGUCUUGGGCCAGUCAUACAGCCUAACCUUCCUCACAGGGCUGUUGUGAGGAUAAAAGUGGAAGAGAGGAAGAAUGUUGUAAGCCACUUUGGGUCUCCACUAGGGAGGAAGGCAGGGUAUAAAUGAAGUAAAAUAACUGUUCUCCCUCUGAGGCUGAGGACAUCUUGAUGGGUGAUUCCCACCCUCUAGUCAGGGAGGCAGGAGCAAGUUUUCUACUUCCUGUCUUCCUAGUGGGAGUCACCUUUUCUUUCAGCUUCA